CAAUCCCUUAUUCUGCACUUACAUUCAUUCUCGUCUCUUACGCCACUCGGAGAGAGAUUACGCGGUUUGAAUUGUGCAAAUAAAUAUUCGUAAUUUUCUGCUGUUUUUCAUCUCUCAACCCUAACAAACAAACAACCCAAUUUCUUCUUCUCUUAAUCAUGUCAAACAAUCUUCCGACGUCAGGACUUGCUAAUUCCCAAAUCAAUCCAGCUGUUUUGGAGGAGAUCAUCUGUUCCGACUUUAUAAUAAAAGAGAUCGACGGCGCAUCACUUCUUCACAUAGCUUCCGAGCAGAUAGUUCGACCAAUUGUAAAUAAGGAAAAUGAACAGCAGCUGAAAUAUCUGAACAAUGGAAAAUGCUAUUCUGGUGCCGGCAGCUCUUCUGAAUCAAGAGACUUGGAAUUACAAUUCUCAUGUAAUGUUUCGGAAACAGUAUGGACAGCAGACACCAUAAAGGGUGAAGGGAACAGCUCCAUUUUAGUAACUCUAUUUAAUGUUCAUACGGGCGAAGCUGUCAUCUCCGGACCAGAAGCUUCAGCAAAAUUGGAAAUAGUUAUCCUGAAGGGAAGCUUUGACAGAGAUGAUUGGACGGCAGAAGAGUUCAGCCAAAAUAUUAUAAAGGAAAUGAAUGGGAAAAAUAUCCUCAAGGGAAAUGUUGUUCUUGAACUAAAAGACGGCAUAGGAACAUUGACCGAUCUCUCGAUCUUGCAUGAUCGGAAUUGGAAGCGGGUUAGUAAGCUAAGGCUUGGAGCAAGAUUCAUAGAUGGUUUUCAAAAUAUCAGAGUAAAGGAAGCAAAGACAAACACUUUCACUAUGAAAGACAGAAGGAUGAAAGUUUGUGAUACGAGAGCAUUUGGGGUUAGGUUUUCUAACUCUUCAUAAGUCGACGGAUUAUUAUGAAGUCGGCAUCUUAUAUGUAAUUUCUUUUUAAUAAGUUGUGUAAUAUAAUUUUUU
Molecule: messenger RNA, 953 nt
Organism: Impatiens glandulifera
Lineage: Eukaryota; Viridiplantae; Streptophyta; Magnoliopsida; Ericales; Balsaminaceae
Product: calmodulin-binding protein 60 B-like
Exons: 4
Coding region: 159-881 (240 amino acids)
Biological process (GO): regulation of salicylic acid biosynthetic process
Cellular component (GO): nucleus
Molecular function (GO): calmodulin binding; sequence-specific DNA binding; DNA-binding transcription factor activity
Source: RefSeq, a predicted model, not a curated record